This is a messenger RNA of Clavispora lusitaniae ATCC 42720, 915 nucleotides long. RefSeq names its product replication factor C subunit 4 (gene RFC4). NCBI's taxonomy places the organism in Eukaryota, Fungi, Ascomycota, Pichiomycetes, Serinales, Metschnikowiaceae. The record is from RefSeq and is a predicted model, not a curated record. Gene Ontology annotation, biological process: DNA repair; DNA-templated DNA replication. Gene Ontology annotation, cellular component: DNA replication factor C complex; nucleus; Rad17 RFC-like complex. Gene Ontology annotation, molecular function: ATP hydrolysis activity; DNA clamp loader activity; ATP binding.
AUGAUAUUGUUGGGCAACGAAGAAACAAUCGAGCGACUCAAGCUUAUCGUACAAGAUGGAAAUAUGCCCCACAUGAUUAUUUCGGGGCUUCCAGGUAUUGGAAAGACCACGUCCAUCCAUUGUUUGGCAUACGAAUUGCUUGGGCCAGACCUUUACAAUCAGGCAACUUUGGAGCUCAACGCCUCGGAUGACAGAGGAAUUGAUGUUGUGAGAAACAAAAUCAAACAGUUUGCUCAAACGAAAAUCCUGUUGCCGCCAGGAAGACACAAGAUUAUUAUUUUGGAUGAGGCCGACUCCAUGACCCCCGGAGCACAGCAAGCCUUAAGAAGAACUAUGGAGCUUUACUCCAACACAACCAGAUUUGCCUUUGCGUGCAACCAGUCGUCCAAAAUCAUCGAACCGCUACAGUCCAGAUGUGCAAUUCUAAGAUACAACAAAUUAGCAGACGACCAGGUUUUGCUGAGACUCCUUGAAAUCAUCAAGGCCGAGGAUGUCAAAGCAAAUUCUGAAGGUAUCAAAGCUCUCAUAUUCACUGCAGAAGGUGACAUGCGGCAGGCUAUCAAUAAUUUACAGAGUACCGUUGCUGGUUUCGGUUUUGUCAAUGAUACGAACGUCUUCAAGAUUGUUGACCAGCCGCAUCCGCUUGUCAUCAAGAAAAUCUUGGACGCUGCAGCAUUGCACAAGGACAUUGAUACUGCGAUCGACCUACUCGACACUUUAUGGAACAAGGGAUAUUCUGCUAUAGACAUCGUCACUCUGUCCUUUAAGGUGGCGAAAACAUUGCCGCACGUGAACGAACUGAAACGUCUAGACAUGAUUAAGGAAAUCGGAUUCGUGCACAUGCGUGUAUUGGAGGGUGUGCUGUCGUACUUACAAUUGUGUGGGCUUUUCGCUAAGCUUGCAGAUCUUCCAUAA